AUGUCCGUGUCUCCUUCCCGCACUGGCUUCCUCGACCUGAACUCUGGGGCGUCUGAGAAUACAGCACGUCAGGGCGAUGGGACAUGGGCACAAGUAAUGUACGGCCCGAAUGGCGAGGAAACGUCGUCCAUGACUCGCGAUGCUGCUGCUUGCGGCCAAUGA
This is a messenger RNA of Parastagonospora nodorum SN15, 162 nucleotides long. RefSeq lists its product as hypothetical. The record is from RefSeq and is a predicted model, not a curated record. The transcript has 2 exons. NCBI's taxonomy places the organism in Eukaryota, Fungi, Ascomycota, Dothideomycetes, Pleosporales, Phaeosphaeriaceae. Bases 1 to 162 code for a protein of 53 amino acids.